This is a messenger RNA of Rotaria sp. Silwood2, 3873 nucleotides long. The record is from the annotation of a GenBank genome assembly. NCBI's taxonomy places the organism in Eukaryota, Metazoa, Rotifera, Eurotatoria, Philodinida, Philodinidae.
AUGACUAUGAAAGAAAAAGGUGUGCAAUCUCAAGAACCAGUCUUAACAAAAAUUGUAAUGCUCAAUGAAUUGAAGCAAUCUACUGAGGAUAAAACUUCUAAGUUACAUGAAGAUAAUUCUACAUUAAUUAAAAAACUUCGCACUAUAGAAAUCUACAAAUUUGCCGAUGGAUUAGAUAUUUUUUUAUUAAUUAUUGGUACAAUAGGUUCAUUCGCUAGUGGUGCAUGUUUUCCAUUGUUAUUAUACGUUUAUCAACAAGUAACUGAUGCACUUGUUAAUUAUGGUAAAUUACAAUAUAUUGAAAAAAUGAAUUUUCAAAAUCGAUCUCAAUUAUCAUGUGAAAAUGGAGGAUUUGAUGUUCCUAAUAAUGCAACAAGUCCUAUUCAAGCUAUACAAAAUGUUGUGAAAUGGUACGUUCUAUUGGGAUGUUUGAGUAUUUUAUUUUAUACUAUUGGUUUUUCGGCCUUUAUGGUGUCAGCUGAACGACAAAUACGUCGAAUAAGAUUUCGUUUAUUUCGAAAUAUUCUCUAUCAAGAAAUGUCCUAUUUUGACGUACUUGGUGGUAAAGGUAAAUUAACUAAUAUGCUUACAGAUGAUUUACUCAAAAUUAAAGAUGGUAUGGGUGAUAAAAUGGCCGAUUUCCUAUCUUUAUUAGCUCGUAUGAUUGGUUGUCUUGUUUUUGCACUUGUCAAAGGAUGGAAAUUAAGUUUAGUUAUUGUGGCUGUAGCUCCACUUGUUAUUAUUGCUUUUAAUUUAACAAUUAAAUUUACUGUUAAAUAUACAAAAAAGCAAAUACAUGCUUAUGCUAAAGCAAAUAAUAUUGCACAAGAAGUAUUAUUUGCAAUACGUACUGUAACAGCAUUUAAUGGACAGAAAAAAGAAUAUGAAAGAUAUGCCAAUACUUUAUCUGAAGUACCAUUAAUUGGAAUGAAAAAAGGAAUUAUUCAAGGUUUAUGUCAAAUAUUUUCAAAUAUUGCUACUGGUAUUGUAUUUACUGCUGCACUUUGGUAUGGACAAUAUUUAAUUAAAACAGAAUGUCAUACUUAUUCAGCUGGUAUACUUGUUGUUAUAUUUAUUGCUUGUUUAAAUACAACAUGGAGUCUUAAUCAAAUAGUUCCUAGUUUAGAAAAAUUUGCUGAUGCUACAGCUUCUGGUUCAUUCAUUUUUGAAACAAUAUCAAGAAAAUCCAAAAUUGAUGCAUCAAAAGUAAACGAAGGUGAAAAACCGGCAUCACUUACAGGAGAAAUCAAACUCGAAAAUGUUCGAUUCACAUAUCCAGCUCGUCCGAAUCAACCAAUUCUUCAAGAUAUUAAUCUCACAAUUCCAAGUGGUAAAACAGUCGCUUUAGUUGGACAUUCUGGAUGUGGAAAAAGUACUGUACUAUCUUUAAUAACUCGCAUGUAUGAUCCUGAUCAAGGUCAGGUGUUAUUGGAUGGUCGAGAUAUUCGACAAUUAAAUAUUGAAUGGCUUCGUUCACAGAUUGGGUAUGUUGGACAAGAACCUGUUUUAUUUUCCGGUACAAUUGAAGAUAAUAUUCGAUUGGGUAAACUUAAAGCGACAGAAGAAGAAAUUCAUGAAGCUGCUAAAAUGGCAAAUGCGCAUGAAUUUAUUCUUGAUUUACCUGAAAAAUAUCAAACAUCAGCAAAAGGAAUGUUAAGCGGUGGACAAAAACAACGAAUUGCUAUUGCUCGUGCAAUUAUAUCGAAUCCAAAAAUUUUACUUUUAGAUGAAGCAACUUCAGCAUUAGAUAAUCGAAGUGAAAAAAUUGUACAACAGGCAUUAAAUAAAGCUAGUAGAGGUCGAACAACAAUUAGUAUUGCACAUCGAUUAACAACUAUUCAAGAUGUUGAUCUUAUUCUUGUUUUUGAUAAAGGAUAUAUUAUUGAACAAGGUACACAUAGAGAAUUACUACAAAUUGAAAAUGGAAUUUAUCGUUCAUUGACUGCUCAUUCAUAUCAAGAUGAAGAAGAUGAACAAGAUGAAGAAGAAAAUGUUCUACGACGAGAAAUGUCAAAUAAGUCUUCAUUAAAACUACUACAAAAAAUAUCUUCGCUUGGUAUUGAAGAAUCAUUAUCAGAUGACGAUAUAGAAAAUAUAAAACAGUCUUGUUGUCAUACUCCAUUCUUCAUUAAAUUACUUAAAUUAAAUUCACCUGAAAAAUUUUAUUUAUUUAUCGGUUCUAUAUGUUCACUUGUUUUUGGUGGUAUUGAACCAGCAGUUGGUUUAAUAUAUUCAAUAAUUUAUGGUCUCUUAGCUAAUCCAAAUCUUAACGAUCAAUCCAUACGUACACGAAAUUUAUCUUUGAUUAUUUUUGGUAUUUAUGUAUUUGGUGGUAUUGUACAAUUUCUUAGUACAAUUACAUUUACUAAAUCAGGUGAAGCAUUAACAUUACGUAUGCGUUUGCGUACAUUUGAAGCAAUGUUAAGACAAGAAAUGAGUUGGUUUGAUGAAGAAAAAAAUAGUAUUGGAUCAUUAGUUACUCGUUUAUCAAGUGAUGCAGCUGCUCUUAAAGGUUUAACGGGUGCUCGAUUGAAUGGACUUGUUGCAUCGUUAGGUGCAUUGAUAUUUGCACUUAUUGUUGCAUUUAUGGCUGGUUGGAAAUUAACAUUAGUUGUUCUAUGUUUUACUCCAUUAUUAAUUUUUUCCGGUUAUUUACAAGGACAAACACAAUCAAAAGCAGGUCAAUCAAAAACAGCAAAAUCAUUUGCUGAAGAAGGUGGAAGAUACGCAGUUGAAGCUAUUCAAGAUAUUCGUACAGUAGCAACAUUAAAUCAAGAAAAAUUUUUUAUUCAAAAAUAUGAAGACGCAUUUAAGCAAGAUUUUAAAAACCGAAUGUGUAAAAUUCAAGUUCAAGCAUUAGGCAAAGCAAUUGCAAAUUCAUUUUUAUAUUUUAUACAUGUUACAACAUUUAGUUAUGGUGCGAGUCUAGUUGAAACUGGUGAAAUGGGUUUUGCAGAAGUUUUUCGUGUAUUUAUUGUUAUUAAUUUUGCUUCAAUGUCUAUUGGUCGAAGUACAUCUGUAAUGGCUGAUUAUAAUACAGCUAAAGCAGCAGCACGACGUAUACUUACAUUACAUAAUCGACAGUCUGAAAUUGAUCCAUAUAAUGAAAGUGGUUUAAAACUGGAUGAUUUUCAAGGAAAUAUUGAAUUUCAUAAUAUUGAAUUUUCAUAUCCAGCACGAAAAAAUCGACGUGUCUUACGUAAUUUUAAUCUUAAAUGUUUACAAGGACAAACAACAGCAUUAAUUGGGCCUUCAGGCUGCGGGAAAAGUACAACUAUUUCUCUUUUACUUCGUUUUUAUGAUUCAAUGAAAGGGAAAAUUUUGUUGGAUCAACAUGAUAUUAAAGCAUUAAAUAUAAAUUGGCUUCGUUCAAUAAUUGGUUUUGUUCAACAAGAACCAAUUUUAUUUGAUCGUACUGUAGCAGAAAAUAUUGCAUAUGGUAUUCAAGAUCGACAAGUAUCAUUAGAAGAAGUACAAGAAGCAGCUAAACAAGCUAAUAUUCAUGAAGAAAUUAUUCAAUUUCCUCACGCUUAUAAAACUAAUUGUGGUAAUGCAGGAAAUAAUCAACUUAGUGGUGGUCAAAAACAAAGAAUAGCCAUAGCUCGAGCAUUAUUACGAAAACCUAAAAUACUUUUACUUGAUGAAGCUACAUCUGCACUUGACAAUAGAUCUGAAGGAAUUGUGCAAGAAGCUAUUGAUAAUGUACGAAAAGGUCGAACAUGUUUGACUAUUGCUCAUCGAUUAACAACUAUAGAAAAUAGUGAAAAGAUUGUUGUAGUUGAACGUGGUCGUGUACGUGAAGAAGGUCAACAUGAAGAUUUAUUACGACAAAAAGGUUUAUAUUAUAGACUUCAACGAGCAGCAGAACAAUGA